Messenger RNA from Perca flavescens (yellow perch), 4418 nucleotides. RefSeq names its product aryl hydrocarbon receptor 2 (gene ahr2). The transcript has 11 exons. Lineage: Eukaryota; Metazoa; Chordata; Actinopteri; Perciformes; Percidae. Gene Ontology annotation, biological process: regulation of transcription by RNA polymerase II; xenobiotic metabolic process; response to xenobiotic stimulus. Gene Ontology annotation, molecular function: transcription cis-regulatory region binding; protein dimerization activity; nuclear receptor activity. The record is from RefSeq and is a predicted model, not a curated record. Gene Ontology annotation, cellular component: nucleus; aryl hydrocarbon receptor complex. The coding region runs from base 444 to 3416 and encodes 990 amino acids.
CAGCAGCAGCAGGCAGCAGUCCCCUGUCAAAUCACAACGGGGGUGACGCACAGGCGGAGGACGUACAUGAAAGUCCUCCGAGGACUUUUUGUUUUUGUUUAACGUCUAAAAGUCACGGUAUUUGCGGUUUAUCGGUGUGGAAAUACUCAAACGUCUGGAUUAUGAAGAGGUGUUACAGUUAAACAACGUUUUGCGGGCGUUUGAACAAACUAAUGUACAGAAAAAAGUACGUUUUUCUUCCGCUCAGAGACGUUAACGUCAGACGCAAACCAACCGAGGACUACUAACGUUAAGGGGAUUUUACCGUCUCAUAUUUUUGUAUACUUUUUUAUUUUUUCACGAAGUAGUGGUCAACAGAUUUGGGAGCUGCUAACGUGUACAUAAAUAACCAGGAUAUAACCACUUUUCUUUCUUUUUUUAACCCCAUUUUGUUUGAAUUCACCAUGCUGGCGAACACGACGCUUUACGCGGCGAAGAAACGGAAGAAGCCGGUCCAGAAAAUACCCAAGCCCUCACCCCCCGAUGGCGCCAAGUCCAACCCGUCCAAACGCCACCGCGACCGGCUCAACGGCGAGCUGGACAAGCUCACCAGCCUGCUGCCGUUCACCGAGGAGGUCCGGGCUCGGCUGGACAAGCUGUCGGUGCUCCGCCUCAGCGUGGGCUACCUAAAGGUCAAGAGCUUCUUCAACGCCACCAUGAAGAAAGGCCAGAGCAGCUCCAGCCUCAUGUUCGGGGAAAACGUCCAGACUCCGUCUGCCGCAACCUUGGCCCCCUCUUCCUCUUCCUCUUCCUCCCAUGCCCCCUCCGGCGAGGUGACGUCCAUCGACGGAGUCCGAUUUACCGAGGGAGACAUGCUGCUUCAGGCACUGAACGGCUUUGUGUUGGUGGUGACGGCCGAAGGGUACGUCUUCUACACAUCGCCCACCAUCCAGGACUUCCUCGGCUUCCACCAGUCGGAUGUCAUCCAUCAGAGCGUGUUUGAGUUGAUCCACACGGACGACCGAGCUCUCUUCAGACGGCAGCUCCACUUCUCUCUCAACCCAAACACCGUCCACAAAGAUGGCACCGCAGUGAGUCCCAGUGAGCAGAGCUCGGCGGAGAUCAGCAGCAACGUGAUGACCUACGACCCGCAGGCCAUGCCUCCAGAGAACUCCUCCUUCCUGGAGAGAAACUUUGGCUGCCGCUUCCGCUGCCUGCUCGACAACUCCUCCGGCUUCCUGGCCCUGAACUUCCACGGCUGCCUGAAGUUCGUCCACGGUCAGCACCGCGUGUCCGAGGACGGGACGCUGAUCCCCCCGCAAUUCGCUCUGUUUGCCAUCGCCACGCCGAUGCAGCCGCCGUCCAUCCUGGAGAUCCGCACCAAGACGCUCCUCUUCCAGACCAAACACAAGCUGGACUUCACGCCCUUGGGCAUCGACACCAGAGGGAAGGUGGUUCUGGGUUACAGCGAAGUGGAGCUGUGUAUGAAAGGUUCAGGCUACCACUUCAUCCACGCCGCAGACAUGAUGUACUGCGCCGAAAACCACGUAAGAAUGAUGAAAACCGGAGAUAGCGGCUUCACCGUCUUCAGGCUUCUGAGCAAAUCCAGGAAGUGGGUCUGGGUCCAGGCCAGCGCCAGGUUGGUCUUUAAAGAGGGGAAACCAGACUUUAUCACGGUCCGGCAGAAAGUUUUGACGAAUGAAGACGGGGAAGAGCAGCUACGCCUCCGUCGGCUGCAGUUGCCGUUCAACUUCGCCACUGGAGAAGCGUUGCUUUACGACAUGGCUCCCACCAUCGACAUCCCCGACCCCUGCUCCGCCCCCAAGCAGAGAAAGUUAGACAACUACAACGUCCCCCCCAACUCCCUCCUCGGCUGCAUGCUGAGUCAGGACCAAUCCAUCUACUGUGAGCACAACGACACCCUCAGCUUCCUCAACGACGCCGCUUUCAAGGACACCCACGCCACAGUCAGCGUUCACGGAGAUGUCUGGCAGCUCACGACGCCCAAAACUGCCUCGGGAAGCCUGGUGAAGUCCGAGGACAACGUUCAGGACAUGAUGGAGACCCUGCAGCAGAUCCUGUUGGACAACAACCUCUGUGACACCGUGGAUGUGGAGCCUGAAGAGCUCAAGAGCUGGGAGAGCACCCUGUUGAAGAUAAACAACAACAGCUGCGAGCUAAACGAAGACCUGGACCACAUUCUCAGCAACGACAUCCUGUCGUAUGUAGAGGAGCAGCUCCAGAGGGAGGGCGGAUUCAAGCUGCCAGAUCAGCUGGAUGAAAUACCAGCCUGCCUUUCCACUUUGGACCUCCAGAACCAGAUUCCCGGCCAGGCUGGGGAGCAGAACUUCGGCUGGCCUCUGGAGCCCCAGAACCAGCUGAUAACGAAUGGAGGGCAGAUGGUAGCCGGACAACCGUCUCCAGUCGUGGGGAUGAUGAAACUGACUCACAUGGAUCUUCCUCAGUUGAGUUCUAGUUUAAACGGUCCAACCCUUCAGCAGAUUGCUUCACAACAAACGCUCCCCACUUCUGUUGGUCUUCAACUGGGAACCACGGGCAACACUGGCGCUCCAGUUAACUUCAACCCCUCAGUGGCGGCUACAACACAGAACCAACAGAGGAAAAGACAGUUAAAUCCCAUGUCCAGCUUCAAGGGAGACCAGUGGAACUCCCCUGACCCCAACUCAAACCAAGCCGACAGCUUUGUAGCAACCUACGCCCAAAAUGUUUCAAACGAACCAGGUUUUGCUGCUGAUCCUUCCUUGGCAAGCUGCCUACAGGGCCACUUUGCACUUCAGACACAAAACAAUGGCAACCAGAGACAGUCUUGGCUGCUGGAGCAGCAGCUGAUCUCAAGCGGACACCAACAAAUGGGCGCCUGCCUCAGCCAAAUGUCAAGAUUUCAAAGGAAUCCUCUUCCUGGGGUCGCCGUGGCCCAGAACGCUGUCAACAGCAGACCAAUGUUCAGAACGCCAGAGACUUCGAAUGCACCGUUUCCCGUUCAGCAGGCCAUGGAGCCGCCGCCUCUUGCGCCUUCAAGCAGUUGUAUGUUCAGUAAUGCCCCCGCCUCCGUGCCUUUAAACGGAGGGAACCUCAGUCAGACACCCUCCUGCCAGAGACUGAACCAUGCCAGCAACCAGAUUCCUUCCAAGCCCGCCUGCUUCAACCAGAUUCCUUCCAAGCCCGCCUGCUUCAACCAGAUUCCUUCCAAGCCCGCCUGCUUCUAUCAGGGUCUCCCCGGAGUUGGAUCCGUGCCAGGGAGGACGGCCGUCCCUGGCCCUGAUGAGGCAGCGCUGUCCUGCCAAAUGGCGACUGGUCUUGACCCGAACGGCCUGCUGUUCAGUGAACAAACGCAGAUCAACAGCUGUCUAGUCAACGGGAACGGCGGUAUCCCCUUCUCCUCGCUCCCCAGUGGAUACUACUCAGAGAGCAAAUAGGAACCAGCCGGAUGCCCAGCUGGGACUGAAACGGCGGUUUAAAGGAAGCGAAAGUGGAUCAGACUGAAGAACAGACAUUUUCUCGAGGAAAGGACGAGGAUACUCGACAGGACGCCUCUCUCCUUUUUCUCUUUUUUCCUCGUAUUCGGAAACAGCGGCGGGAGCUGGAAGUGUUUGGUUCAGGACGGCUGGUCUUUGAGGAAGAGAAGAAAAGGACAACCUAUGUUCCCAUGUGAAAUCCCUCUUUGGAGCUGGUUGGAUUGUACCAAAAAAAACAAUAACAAAAAGGUUAACGGAUGAUCUGAGUCAAUGAUUUGUUACGAGCAAUCAAGAUGGAGUUGGAGACACUUUUUAACCGGUGGUAAAAGUCAGUUUUCUUCCGCCACGCUGAUGGAUGAAAGUUUGGCUGCAGUCAUCACUCAUUGUCAGCCAAUCAGGCGCUGCGCUGCCCUGCUCUACUCUUUAUCUUUAUCCCCAGGGUUCAACAUUAAGGGUUGCCCGAUGGUCCGGGGCAAGCAAAACGCCACUUCGGGCAAGUAACUAUAACAACCCGGUUGCCUGUUCGGACGUCAUCGUAUCAUAAAUGACGUUAUCGUUCUCUUUCCCCCGUUUUUUUGUUGUUGUUGUUAAUAAAUAAAAUGAAAGGGGAGAGACUUGGAGGUCGGAAUGGAACCUGCGGCCGCUACAAGACUGAGCCUCUAUAUAUAUGGGCGCACGCUCUACCACUAUGCCGACCCAGGCACCCUCGGAGAAUGCUUGCUGAAGGCGCCGUUGGCCGUUGCGCCUUAGAAGUUUAUUUGCGACAUUGUUUUUUUUACGUUUUCUUCGACAUUUGGCUCUACUUUCAAUAUGUGUGUUGUUGUUGUUGUUAUUUCCCCUUACUUUUUUUCGACACUUUUCAGGUUUCUAUUUUUUUUAAAUUGUUAAACUGUUAAAAUUGACAUUUCGGGCAAGUCAAUUUUUUUUUUUUCACUUGCCUGAGCAGACAACUGAAAAAAAAAA